AUGACUGUUCUUCAAGCUGUGCGCAAAUAUCCCAAGGCUAUAUUCUUCUCAGCUUUGAUGUCGCUAUGCAUCGUCAUGGAAGGCUAUGACACUGCACUCAUCGGGAACUUCUAUGGUUUUAGUCCGUUCAAUCGCAAAUUUGGCAUCCGAGUCAACGACGGUACUGGACAGUAUCAAGUGCCAUCUGACUGGCAGUCCGGCUUUCAGAACGCGGCUGCUGGAGGUCAGCUCAUCGGACUUCUUCUCGCUGGUCUUUUCAUCGAUCGAUUUGGCUACAUUAAAGCCAUCAUAGGUGCUCAGGUCCUUACCAUCAGCUUCAUUUUCCUGAUGUUCUUUGCGCAAAACAGAUCGAUGCUACUUGCUGGCUAUCUUCUUUGCGGCAUCCCUUGGGGCGCUUUCCAAGCCUCGGUAACUACGUAUGCUGCUGAUGUUACACCCAUGCGCCUUAGACCAAUCCUCACCACCUUUGUCAAUAUGUGCUGGGUCAUCGGUCAAUUUUUGAGUGUCGGCGUUCUCAGGGGAGUGAUUGACAGAGAUGAUCAGUGGGCUUGGCGCAUUCCGUACGCGGUUCAAUGGGCAUGGCCUCCAAUCAUCAUCGCUGGUAUGUUAUUCGCUCCAGAGAGUCCAGCAUGGCUUGUCAAAACAGAUCAGGUCGAAAGAGCUCGAAAUUCUCUUCUCAGACUUAGCUCCGGACACGUAAAUGAGGUUGAACAAACCCUUGCCCUCUUGGUGCACACCAAUGCACUUGAACAAUCAAUGGAGAUGGCAAGUGAAAGCGUGUCCUACCUAGAUUGCUUUCGAGGAUCCAAUCUAAGACGCACCGAAGCCACCUGUGGUGCGUGGUUAGCACAAGUUCUUGUGGGUAUCUGGUUUGGGUCAAACAUCAUCUACUUCCUCCAGAGAGGCGGACUGGACGAAAAUGUGUCUUUCAACUUCGGUCUCGGUCAGCAAGCACUUGCACUUAUCUGUACUUCUGCUUCGUGGUUUGUGAUGACGCACUUCGGCAGGCGCACUAUCUACCUCUUUGGUCAGGCCGUCAUGCUCAUCUCACUGCUAGUAGUCGGUUUUCUGGGCAUCCCAAAAAGCAGCUCUACCAUCAGCUGGAUUUCGGGCGCCUUCCUCAUCAUCUUUGUUAUCGCCUAUCAGACGACUGUUGGUCCAGUAUGCUAUUGCCUCGUCACUGAGCUACCUAGCGCUCGGCUUCGCAUCAAAACAGUCGUUCUAGCACGCAUCGCAUACAAUCUAGCAGCUCUCGGCGCAAACUUCUUGAACCCACCAAUUCUGAACCCUUUGGCCUGGAACCUUCGCGGAAAAGGAGCAUUUGUCUGGGUCGGAUUCUGCGCUCUUACUUUUGUGUGGUCGUUCUUCAGACUGCCGGAAACAAAAGGGCUUUCAGUUGCUGAGAUUGACCUUCUGUUCGAGAAGAAGGUGUCGGCGCGGAAGUUCAGUAAGACGGAGGUCGAUGUUUUUGUCGAGCCCAUCAAAGAAUGA
Molecule: messenger RNA, 1491 nt
Organism: Aureobasidium melanogenum CBS 110374
Lineage: Eukaryota; Fungi; Ascomycota; Dothideomycetes; Dothideales; Saccotheciaceae
Product: general substrate transporter
Exons: 1
Coding region: 1-1491 (496 amino acids)
Biological process (GO): transmembrane transport; carbohydrate transport
Cellular component (GO): membrane
Molecular function (GO): carbohydrate:proton symporter activity
Source: RefSeq, a predicted model, not a curated record